GCCUACAUGCAUACGUACCUACACGUAUAUAUGUGCAUAUAUAUAUAAAUUAACCAAGAAGAUUCUUUAGAAGCUGAGAAAAUAUCUGCUAUUUAAUAUAUUAUAAACUAAAUGUCAGCCAUGUGUUAAAGAAGCCCAAAUACAAACAGGAACAACUGAAAGCAGAUUUUAAACUUUAUUUCAUGAAAACUUUGCAGAAUGGCUAGAAUGGAGCACAGACCACCAACAUUUAGUUGUACCUGCUGUUGCACAGGGUGGGAACCAACCAUACUGGAGCUUUUCCAUUAAUGAAUACUAAGUUUAACAUGUUAUAUGAUAUGUAUUAUAUUAGUCCACCUCCAGCACGUUCAAGCACAUCUCUUUUGCAAUAAACGGAUGCCCGCUCUCAUGGACGGAUGUUUUAUGGUUAGAAGUUGCAUGCUCGGUGAUUUUAAAGUCCGCUUGUUAUCUCUGGGAUAUAAAGGUCAGAGUCGUCUAGUGAAAUUUCCACAGGCGGCACCGAUGUGAACGAAGGGGAAAAGAUGCCACGUUUUCAGAGCUUGACCUUCCUGUUGCUGCUGAUUUUUCAGUGCGUUUAUGCCUCCUGGCCUUCACGGUGUGACACUCCUGAAGGGAAAUGUGACUUUGUGUGCGAUUGUUCUGACUGUGCUGAUGAGCAAAACUGUGGCUACUCUGGAAAGUCAUUUGAGUGUGACUUUGAGGAUGACGGAGUUUGUGGAUGGACAAUCGAAUCCUCUGGUGGAUCAUACACGUGGCAGAGAGAUCAGAGCGGGGACCGGCUGCCGGACAGCGGACCGUCUUCUGACUACACCACCGGCACAGCUACAGGCUGGUUCAUGUCAGUGAGUGCAGUGGGGGCAGAGUCUCUUCAGAGUUCAGUUUUAAUCUCCCCGGAGAUAAAACACUCUUCACCAACGUGUCGUCUGCGCCUCAGAUACUUCCUGUGGGACUCAGGUCACACAGGACUGGGAUGCACUCCUCUGUGGGCGUCAGUCCUUCACCAGGGCUCUCAGGAGGCCGUCGUGUGGCGCCCUGAGGCCUCGAGCAUUCGUAGCUGGAGGGAAGCCACCGUCUUUCUGGGCCGCAUCUCCUCCCCGUUUCGUAUCCGUCUUCACUCGGCGCGCUCGGAGGGACAAAAAGGAGACGUAGCCGUAGAUCAGCUGGAGUUUCUAGACUGCGCUCUGCCCCUGCCCCCCCCUGGGACCGACUGCUCAGAGGGGACGGUGCCGUGUGGCAGCGGGGGCUGCGUGGAGCAGCGGCAGCUCUGCGACGGCACCGAUGACUGUGGCGACGGCAGCGACGAGGAGCCCUGCAGUGGUUACAACCGCUGUGACUUCGAAGAGGGUGUGUGUGAUUGGGACCUGAGAUCAUUUUCCACACUGAAAUGGAUCAGAACAAAUCAGGAGAACAUCUCAAGAAUUGAUCCUCAGAAAGGUCCAGGCAGAGAUCACUCAAACAAUUCAGCAUCAGGUCACUUCCUGUAUGUCACCGUCCCUGAUAGUGGUCUCACGAUGGACUGGGCUGUGUUUCAGAGUCCGCGUCUGGAACCUACAAAUACUUCACAUCCUUGUAAGAUGGUCAUGUACACUCACCAGUUUGGGCCGAGGUCCGGCGGUCUGACGGUUCUGGUGGCAGAUCGUCUGAUCUCCCCAGUCUGGGAACGAGGCGGAGCUUUAGGAGACCUCUGGGUGAAGGCGGAGGUGGAGAUAGUAUCCGACUCUGUUUUCCAGAUUCUGAUAAUGGCAGCUAUCAGAGACUUUGAUUAUGGAGGAAUCGCUGUCGACAGCAUCGUGUUGUCUCCUGAAUGCCGUUUAUCAACUGGGAAUAGCACCCUGGAGAAAUUUCCCAGACCCCCGAAGCACCCUUGCAUCGAUGAUCCAGCGAAGAUGUGUGAUUUUCAGGCUGACUGUGCUGGUGCAGAGGAUGAGGCCAAAUGUGGGGAUUUCUCCUAUGCUGAGGGCAGCUCAGGCUGGACUGACACCAGUGUGGGGAGUCAAGGUUGGGUGCUGUAUAAAAACUCAACAACUGAAGAGUACUUGUACGUAGCCGAGGCUGCAGGUCAGCAGCUAACAGAAGCCCAGACUCGGACACCCCUCCUGGGUCCCACCGGCCCAGCCUGUAACCUAAGCUUUGACUUUGCGCUCACUGGGAGUUUGGAGCACAUCGGGGAGCUCUCCGUCAGGGUGAUCGACAGCUUGCUGGGGCCGAGACCUAAACUGUGGGAGUUCAGUGGGAAAACGGGAGCACAGGAGGAGGAAGAGGCUUGGAAACAUGCUGAAAUUCUUAUUGGAGUCAGGAAACAUCGCUUCCAGCUGGCAUUUGAAGCCCGUGCUGUGAAAGUUCAGCCUUAUGCAUGGAUCAAAGUGAGGAACGUUCACUUCACCAGCUGCCACGCUGACUAUUCUCCAUCUGCACCCACGGGGCUGUCGUGUAACUUUGAGGAAGGGCUGUGCGGUUGGUAUCAGGACAACAGUGACGACUUUGACUGGUCUGUGGUUACUGGGAUGGAUCACACCGUUGGGAUAGGCCAUAGUCUUGUUGUGGACAUGUGGAGUCCUUCACUGCGUGGAGCGUUUGGACGCUUGGUGUCAUUUCCACAGCUGUCGACAUCCACGGAGAAGUGCCUGAUCUUCUUCUAUAAGCUCUACGGGCCAAACGCAGGUGCUCUGAACGUGAAGCUGAUAGACGGGCUUGGCUAUGAGAUCACACUGUGGACCCGCAGUGGAGCUCAUGGCAACGAGUGGCACGAGGCGCACUGCCCUGUUCCUCACCAGCUCACAGGCUUUCAGCUGUCGAUUGAAGCGGUUCGGUCCGGUUUCGACGGCCAGGUGGCCAUUGAUGAUGUGACAUUUUUGGACGGCCCGUGUGCCUUACCCAGAAAGUGUUCGUUUGAAGGCCAGAAGUGUGGCUACAGCAGUUACGGCGCAGUUAGGUGGCUCCAUCGAAGCGGACGCACCACCACGGCGAACGGACCCAAAACGGACCAUACGCUGGGGACCGAGCUGGGUUACUACAUGAUGGUCAACGCCGACGCAGAUAUUCUUCCAGCCGGUCAAACCACCGUCCUCGCCUCCCCUGUCCGUCGGGGAACCUCUAAACCAGAAUGUGUCAGUUUCUGGUAUCAUAUGCAAGGAAAUAAUCCAGGCUACCUUACGGUGUACAUGAAACCGGAGAAGGGAGAGAGAGUGCCGAUCUUCUCUGAAAGCCUGAAUCAGGGAGACGACUGGCGUCACGGCCAAGGCAACGUCUCCAGCGGCCUUGUGGACUGGCAGUUGGAGUUCGAGGUGGUCGGAUCAGGAAGCAGAGGUUCCCACGUAGCUGUGGACGACAUCUCUGUCUCCGCUCACCCAUGUGAAGAUCAAGCUUCUAAGUGCAGCCUGGAAAACGGGAUGUGCAACUGGAGCAACAUUCAGAACAACGAACGGGACAAGCUGGACUGGGAGCUGACCAGUCCGGAGGCAGAACGGCACUAUCCCGUCCCGCCUGAAGAUCACACCCUCGGCACAGAGAAAGGUCACUUCCUGUUCUUUCCCAGCAGCAACAGGACCCCAGCCAAUCAAAACGCCUGGCUGCUGAGCUCUCACCUGCCCCCGACUCAGGCCACCUGUCUGCGAUUCUGGGCCUACAAGCUCCACUCAUCGGACUGCCAGCUGAAGAUCUGGAUACUCUCUGGGGGUCUCAUCUAUGAGCAGCUGACGGUGAACGAACUCGGGGAACCCUGGAGGCACUUUGAGCUAAACAUCACGUCACGGGAGGAGUACCAGAUUGUGUUUGAAGGGAUCAAAGGAACGUCGGGUUUCUUAGCUCUGGAUGACAUCGAGUACACUGUCGGAUUCGACUGCGCCACCAGAGUCACAGAACCGACCUCAAAGAAGCCAGACAACGCCGGAGGGAUCGCAGCCUCUGUGAUCGUGGUCCUGCUGCUGAUCGGCACGUUGGUCGCCCUGCUCGUCUUCUACCUUCGGACCACACCGGAAGCCCAGGCUCCUCCGACCACAGCUGGCUUUAGCAACGAAGGAUACGUUUCAGACACCAGAGAGGACCGUGUGAACAUUUCUGCCAUAAAUAAUCAUCCAAUGGCUGCAGGCUUCAACAAUGUCUGUGUGAGUUUUAGUCCAUAACACAUUUCAGGGAUAAUGUUGGUUCUCCUGCUUUACGUUUCUUUAUCUGCUCGGACAUUAUUGUUAAGAAAUGACAGCAAAAGCUGCACAGCAACAAUCUGUCACCACAAGAGGGCAGCAGAUAUUCAUUUAGAAAACUAUAUAAACACACUGAACAU
This is a messenger RNA of Fundulus heteroclitus (mummichog), 4279 nucleotides long. RefSeq names its product MAM domain containing 4 (gene mamdc4). The record is from RefSeq and is a predicted model, not a curated record. The transcript is spliced from 28 exons. The coding region runs from base 522 to 4121 and encodes 1199 amino acids. Gene Ontology annotation, molecular function: protein binding. Gene Ontology annotation, cellular component: membrane. NCBI's taxonomy places the organism in Eukaryota, Metazoa, Chordata, Actinopteri, Cyprinodontiformes, Fundulidae.